CUUCUCCUCCGCUCCUCCUCUCCCCCGACCCCGAGCGAUUCCCUUCGCCCGCCGAAUCCCCACCCGAUUCCAAGCCCUAAACCUCCCGAAAUCGGUCGAGGCGGUGCUAGAUCCGGCGGCUACAUCUCCGGAUUCGAGCGCGGCCGUGCUGCGGGUGCCCCGGAUCCCGGACGAAUCGCGGCGCGCCUGGGUUUUCUAGGGUUUCCCCCCCGUCCGCGCGUUCCCGGCGGGUCCAUGAAGGCCAUGGGGUACAAUCCCUACGAUACGAGUGGGACUGAUGAUGAUCUCCCUCCAACACAAAAUAGAGGAUUAAGAGGGCGAUCUUUUAGUGCGAAUGGCAGGUCAUCUGUUAUGCCGUUUUCUUACAUCAGACCGCAUAGUGAUUUGGAGAGUGAAAUACAUCGGGUUGAACAGGAUGCGUACACUGGUGUUCUGAGAGCGUUUAAAGUGCAAUCUGAUGCAAUAUCCUGGGAAAAAGAAAGUUUGAUCACCGAACUCAGGAAAGAAUUGAGAGUCUCUGAUGAGGAACACAGAGAGCUAUUAAACAAGGUUAAUGAAGACAUGUCCAUCCGUAGAAUGAGAGAGUUGAGACAGGGAGGUGGAUCCCUGAGUGCACAGCAUCGUGGCAGCAGAGUUCUUCAUGAUACAGAACCUGGGCCAGCUGCAAAGAGGCAAAGGACACCCCUUUCAAUUCCUUCACAUUCUGCAGGCCUCCAGACCCCUGCGAUGCCUUCUCCCUCAGUUCCUUCAUCUGUAAAGUGGGGACCAUUGUCAGGAACAAAGGGCAAGAAGACUAGGACGACUACACCACUCGCACUGCCAUCUGCUGAUCCAACUUCACUGAUCAACCGAAAAAUUUAUACAAGAUGGCCAGAUGACAACAACUUCUAUGAGGCUACUAUAACCGAUUAUAAUCCUGUUACGGGUAAACAUGCUCUCGUCUAUGACAUGGGCACAGUAGCCCAGACUUGGGAGUCAAUCAGACUUAGUGAUUUGCCACCUGAAGAUAUAAUAUGGGACCUUGAUGAUCAAGGCAUCUCAAAUCGAGAUGGUUGGGGUCCUCAUCCUGGGAUGAGGAGGCACCCAGGCAAUGGUACAGUGCCAAUGGUGGGUAGGGGAGGAAGGUUUUCUCGAAAUGAGCCUACGAAGGAUUACGCUCCUCCCCAAAAUGGCAUUAACAGGAAUAUUGGUCACCUUGAUGUCCCUAACACUGCAAGUGUUGUCCUAGAGGUAGAGAGGGUAUUGUCCAACCCGAAUAUGGGUGAGAUUGAAAAGGCCAGGAAACUUUUGCAAGACCAGGAGCAGUCAUUACUCGAUGCUAUAGCGAGACUUGAUGACGAUGCAUCAGAUAGUGAUAAUGAAAGCGGGCAACUUAAAACUUGGAAUUCUGCCCUUACUUUGUGAAACUUUGGGUGUGACCUGAAGACAUGCCCAUCGGGGCCCAAAUGGUUUCUGCGGGUGAUCACAUGGUUAGGAACGGCGUUGCUUCUUAGUUGUUACUGUCAAGGUGUGCUGGAUUUUGAAGAUUGUGUUUGGGAAGCGCCUGUGUUGAUCACCGGUCAAAAGAAACCAUGCAUGGGACACUGGCAUGCCAAAAGUCGCUGUACUGAACAUGUCCCUGAGAAGGGCUUCUUAGGCUGCGAAAAGUUCAGGUCAUAAGGCUCAGCACGCCUUUUCUGUCAAUGAUAAUGGUGGCUGUAUUUGCCCUCUAACAGACUAGGAGGAAUUCUAAUCAUCUAGAAAUGAUUGUUAACCUAAGUCAGCUUAUAGAACUGAAAACUGUUAAACCCUUUGUCACCAUCUGCUGUACUCUCGAAGCUGUCUAUCAUGUAAUGUCUGACGCGGAGCCAGAAGUGUAUAGAACUGUGUGUUUUGCACGUUUAGUGCGUAGCCACAAACAAGUGUAUCGAACGAACUUGAUUGUGUCCCAGCAAGUGUUUUGAUCAAUG
This is a messenger RNA of Oryza brachyantha (malo sina), 1949 nucleotides long. Its product is annotated as protein EMSY-LIKE 3-like. Lineage: Eukaryota; Viridiplantae; Streptophyta; Magnoliopsida; Poales; Poaceae. Gene Ontology annotation, cellular component: nucleus. The coding region runs from base 235 to 1404 and encodes 389 amino acids. The transcript is spliced from 11 exons. Gene Ontology annotation, biological process: defense response to fungus. The record is from RefSeq and is a predicted model, not a curated record.